AGUUAGAAAAAGCCACGGAAACAAAUCUACUCGCCGCGAAAGCCUUUCCUUCCUUCCGAUCGUCCCGUCCCUUCGCGCCCCCGACGCUGCGUGCCUGCGCGUGGCGACUCGUCGGCCCGCCGCCCCCCCGCCUCGCGAUCGGGGCCGUCGGUCCCGGGCCGGACGGAUGCCGGUGGACGUCGAGGCGGCGAUGGCCCCGCCCCCGCCGGCGUCGACGUGCAGCUCGUCGUCGAUAGGGAGGGACAGCGACGAGUGCCCGCCGCCGGGGAAGGAGGAGGAAGGGGAGGUGCAGAGCGCGUUCACGGGGGAAGGAGGGGGAGGCGGCGGCCUCGCGGGUUUGGAGGCAUUGGAGGAGGCGCUCCCCAUUCGGCGCAGCAUAUCCAAAUUCUACAAUGGUAAAUCCAAAUCCUUUGCGUGCCUCAAAGAAGCUAUAACAUCUUCUGGUUCUGCAAAAGACAUCACUAAGGCAGAUAAUGCAUACUCCAGAAAACGGAAGAAUCUUCUUGCCUACAGCAUCAUGUAUGGAAAUUCACAUGAAACAGCAGCUGCUCAGGUUUAUGAAACUGCGCCUCCUAAGAGGCUUGCUAGUUUGAGCAGAAACUCUUUGGCAACCUUGGCUAGUAUCAGUUCGAGGAGCAGCAGCAGUAUCAGCAUUGAAGAGAAUGAGCUGCCUGAGCAGCUACAUUCUCCACUCUCACCUGAUGAUUUUAUAUCCACACCACGAUCAGGAUCUUUUGCGCCUAAUGCAUCAUCUGCGCCUAUGAGGUCGUUGUCAAUGAUGGAUUUGCAUUGUCUGCAUAGAUCAAGUUCCUCGGUUCGUCUCAAAGAAAAGAAAGAAGAUUAGAUUAAAGUUUAGAGGAUUUUCCAGUUCCUUUUGUUAUCUUUUUGCCUCAGGUUUCUAGUACCAAUCUUCUCUAAUAUAUCUAAAGUUGGCAUGAAGGUUUCUGGAUAAAUAAGCGAGCACUUUGAGUUUGGUGAGGAGGUAUAUGUGUGUUUGUAAAAUAGUUGAUUAUAGUCUGUUGUAAAUUAACAUGAUGUACUAACAUGGAUCGCGUAAACUGGCAUCUACUCAUGUAACGACCAUCAGCUGUAAAUUAACAAGAUUUUCUAAUGCAUUUCCCACUGCUUCUUCAUGA
Messenger RNA from Setaria italica (foxtail millet), 1136 nucleotides. RefSeq lists its product as uncharacterized. The record is from RefSeq and is a predicted model, not a curated record. NCBI's taxonomy places the organism in Eukaryota, Viridiplantae, Streptophyta, Magnoliopsida, Poales, Poaceae. The transcript is spliced from 2 exons. The coding region runs from base 167 to 844 and encodes 225 amino acids.